Messenger RNA from Pelmatolapia mariae (spotted tilapia), 3391 nucleotides. RefSeq names its product FYN proto-oncogene, Src family tyrosine kinase b (gene fynb). Gene Ontology annotation, molecular function: non-membrane spanning protein tyrosine kinase activity; signaling receptor binding; ATP binding. Lineage: Eukaryota; Metazoa; Chordata; Actinopteri; Cichliformes; Cichlidae. Gene Ontology annotation, biological process: cell differentiation; T cell receptor signaling pathway; protein phosphorylation. The coding region runs from base 234 to 2003 and encodes 589 amino acids. The transcript has 14 exons. The record is from RefSeq and is a predicted model, not a curated record. Gene Ontology annotation, cellular component: extrinsic component of cytoplasmic side of plasma membrane.
CUGCAGAGCCAACGCCAUCACACUGAGCGGCUACGGCGAGCAGGACGGCGACAGCAGGGCCACCAUAGCAGUGCAGUCUUUUAUUACUGUCACAUUAUUUUAUUAUAACGACCAUGGAAUAUAGCGCUGCGGACUAUUAGACGUCUCUGAACUGGGCCUCUGUUUUGGCGGCGCACAACGCAAUGUGGAGGAAAUAAAGAUCCUGAUACGCUGAAAACCAGAGAUUAUAGAUAAUGGGCUGUGUGCAAUGCAAGGAUAAGGAGGCAACCAAACUGACAGAUGACCGAGACAACAGCAUCUCCCAGGGAGCGGGCUACCGCUAUGGGGCCGACCCCACGCCACAGCACUACCCCAACUUCGGGGUCACCGCCAUCCCCAACUACAACAACUUCCAUGCUCCUGUAGGACAGGGGAUGACCGUCUUCGGGGGAGUCAGCACUUCCUCACACACGGGAACGCUGAGGACCCGUGGUGGAACAGGAGUCACCCUCUUUGUGGCACUUUAUGACUACGAGGCACGGACAGAAGAUGACCUCAGCUUCAAGAAGGGAGAGAGGUUCCAGAUUAUCAACAGCACUGAAGGGGACUGGUGGGAUGCUCGCUCCCUCACUACCGGUGGCAGCGGCUACAUUCCCAGUAAUUAUGUGGCUCCAGUGGACUCUAUCCAGGCUGAAGACUGGUACUUUGGUAAACUGGGCCGUAAGGAUGCAGAGAGGCAGCUACUGUCUACUGGCAACCCUCGAGGCACCUAUCUCAUCCGAGAAAGUGAAACCACAAAGGGUGCCUUUUCCUUAUCCAUACGGGACUGGGAUGAUCUCAAGGGCGACCACGUCAAGCAUUAUAAGAUCCGCAAGCUAGACAGCGGCGGCUACUACAUCACCACCAGGGCUCAGUUUGAAACACUGCAGCAGCUGGUUCAGCACUACUCAGAUCGAGCCGCGGGGCUCUGCUGUCGCUUGGUGGUUCCCUGCCACAAAGGCAUGCCCCGCCUCGCUGACCUGUCCGUCAAAACCAAAGACGUGUGGGAGAUCCCACGGGAGUCGCUGCAGCUGAUCAAGCGUCUCGGGAAUGGGCAGUUUGGGGAGGUUUGGAUGGAGAGUGCAGAUGGUUUGUGCUUUAAUUUAACGGGCGUGUGUGUGAACUACAUCCCUGACACUGUGGGCUUGAGUCAUGAUGCCUGGGAGAUCAGCAGAGACGCACUUGAGUUGGAAGUAAAGCUGGGAACAGGAUGUUUUGCUGAUGUGUUUUAUGGAACGUGGAAUGGCACCACUAAGGUGGCAGUGAAGACUCUGAAGCCUGGCACGAUGUCCCCAGAGUCCUUCCUGGAGGAGGCUCAGAUCAUGAAGAAACUCCGUCAUGAUAAGCUGGUGCAGCUUUACGCCGUCGUGUCUGAGGAGCCCAUUUACAUCGUCACAGAGUACAUGGGCAAAGGAAGCUUGCUGGACUUUUUAAAGGAUGGAGAAGGACGAGGGUUAAAACUGCCUAACCUGGUGGACAUGGCGGCACAGGUGGCAGCAGGUAUGGCCUACAUUGAGAGGAUGAACUACAUCCACAGAGACCUACGCUCUGCUAACAUCCUGGUCGGCGACAACCUGGUGUGCAAGAUCGCCGACUUUGGCCUGGCAAGGCUCAUCGAAGACAACGAAUACACAGCUCGGCAAGGUGCAAAGUUUCCCAUCAAGUGGACCGCCCCAGAGGCCGCGUUGUACGGGAAGUUUACCAUCAAGUCAGACGUGUGGUCGUUCGGCAUCCUGCUGACGGAGCUGGUCACCAAGGGUCGGGUGCCUUACCCAGGUAUGAACAACCGAGAGGUGCUGGAGCAGGUGGAGCGGGGCUACAGGAUGCCGUGCCCACAGGACUGCCCCAUUUCGCUGCACGAGCUGAUGCUACAGUGCUGGAAGAAGGACGCAGAGGAGCGGCCCACCUUUGAGUACUUGCAAGCCUUCUUGGAAGACUACUUCACAGCCACCGAGCCUCAGUACCAGCCCGGGGACAACCUCUAACCCACCGCUACCACCCCCCACACCCUGUUCUUGCUUUCUCUCUCUGUCUCUCUCUCUCUCCCUCUCUCUCUCUCGGGGUCAGCUCGAGGCCUGGACACGAUUGGCUACAGCAGUGCUAUAUAAAAAACAAAACAAAAACAAAAAAACUCUGGAUCCUUUUCAGCCUGGCCUUUUUAUGUUAGGGAUGUGUACAGCUUCCUCAGCUCAACUUGGGUUCCAAUACAAACCCCCUGACGACACCGCCCUCAGUCUCCGACACGCCCCCUAGCGUCUGAACUCUGUAAAUGCCAUAGUUAACAAAGCUGAUGGAACUGGGGUUAACUGGGGGUUGUGCUAAUGCAGUUCCUUGUAUUCAAUGUAAAUAAGAAAAGCUUGUUUUAGUUUGUCUGCUUCCGUUUCAGAUUUUAUUUUCUUCUGCACAAAAGUAAUAAUAAUAAUUAAAGGAAGUCAAGUACCUGAGGAGGCACAGUUAAUCUGUAUGUGUAUUAUACUGUAGCUUCUCUAUUAUUUUCUAGAGAUUGAAUUGGAAGGCUCUAUAUUUUUUUCUCAUUUCCUAUAAAAGAGAAUUAAUCGCUUUAUUCUCUACUUUUCAGUUACACGUGUUAUUGCAUAAAGUUUCUCCUGGUGAGCAUGACACAGUCCACCUCUUUUUUUUUUCUUUUUUUUUGCCUUCCCGUCACAAAAGCUUCUAGUUAGGCUGCUGCUGCUGCAGGUUCUUUUACAAACGAUCUGCCACAUUUUUGUAAAUCACAGCAACGUACAAGGAUUUUGACAUAUCCCUCAUUGCUAUUUGGGUGGAAAUGUUUCUGUCUUUAUACCACUGGUGUGUUAUUUUGUAGCUGGGAGACAAGAAGGAUUUUCAUUUAAGAGUAUAAAUGUCUUUGAUUGAGAAUCUUCAUUUUGAAACAGAUCGUGGGGUUUUUCCUCCUGCACGUCCUCCACCCGAGCCUGCAGGAUCAACAGGCUGCACCUGAACCAGGACCAUCUUACCUCCUGAGCUGCUUCUUCUUUUAUGUUUAAGUGACACGAUUAUAUUGAGUCUUUGAUUUUAUUUAACCCUUUUAGGUGAUCCUUCGAGAGACAUUUGGACUAUAUGAUCAGGGGAGCUCUGGACCAGUUCAUGUGACAGGAGUCUGAAUGUGAAACGCAUUGAAAAUAAAUUGAAACCAGCUCUGGUCUGGUCUGGUCUUAAUGCAGAUGGUAUCACAGCCAUUGAUAAAUCCUCAUUUUUCAGUUGUACAGCUAAAUGGGUUUUAAGUGUCGCUAACUUCUCUCCUUUGUAUCUUUCAUUUCCAUUUUUUAUUAACAUGACUCGUUUUGUUAAUUCAGUGAUUUGGCGUUUGGAACUCAGAAAAGACCAAUAAACAUUUUACACUCUUUCCAAGACA